UCAUCCUGAGCGUGCUCGGCUCGCAGUCUCUAAACGCCCGGAUGAUGAGAAGAGCCAGGCGACGUGCGCGGCAACAUGGUGGCGUGAGUGGCUCCCAGUGAGGGCAGACAUCACUCCCAAGGCACGGAGACAGCCAGGGGCAGGGGGACGACGUCAAGCAACCACUGGAAUCUGUGACAUAUUCGACGCAGAGCAACCUCAGUGGGAACAUACGGACGGAGACUUUGAGGCGACACACGGCGGCGUAUUUUUUCCCUUCUACCUCCUGGAGGUGUUUUGUCGGCAACAGCGCCCCCCCGCUGCGGAGCACAGAGUCAGAGGCAGCAGGUGCAGCUGACGCAAAGGCUUUCUAGCAGGCAGGGCCAGUUGGGGCACCGAGAGGGAGAGGAGCCACGGGAACUCCAGCAAACACUGAAUCAGAACUCGCAGACACACUGGACAAAUCAAUGUGUGUUUAGAGAGAGAGAGACUGGACUGAAGCCAAACCACUCAGCAUACAAAAUACCUUUGCCUCAGUUAUGAAUGUGAGGGAAGGUGUGGACAAACUGCCUCACAUUAAACUAUGGAAUGCUCUCUGAACUCACCAUCACUAGUCUCCAAUCUUUGGACUCAACUCCAAGAGCUUAGUUAGCAACUGUGCUCCUCCCCUCCAACUCUUUCCGACCAGGGGACGAAGAAAAGGAGUGGGCCUACCUAAGUGCUUCACGCACGCGCGCAAAAACACAGCGCAGUUCACUUUUUUUUAAUUUAAAGGUUUUGUCGUUCUUGUGUGUGUGAGGAACACCAUAUCAACAUGGAUCUGGAAUCGUACCUGUGGAUGGUCAUUUUUGGCUUUAUCAUCGCCUUUGUUUUGGCUUUUUCUGUUGGUGCCAAUGACGUGGCCAAUUCCUUUGGCACAGCGGUGGGGUCUGGUGUAGUCACACUGAAGCAGGCCUGCAUCCUUGCCUCCAUCUUUGAGACACUGGGCUCCAUGCUGCUGGGGGCCAAAGUGGGCGAGACCAUUCGCAAAGGCAUUAUCGAUGUCAGCCUGUACAACGACACGGUGCCUGUGCUCAUGGCGGGGGAGGUCAGCGCCAUGGUUGGCUCGGCAGUGUGGCAGCUCAUCGCCUCCUUCCUCAAACUGCCCAUUUCCGGAACGCACUGCAUUGUGGGAGCCACCAUUGGCUUCUCCAUGGUUGCCAUCGGCACCAAGGGUGUCCAGUGGAUGCAGCUGGUUAAGAUUGUGGCGUCGUGGUUCAUCUCCCCCUUGCUGUCUGGUCUUAUGUCUGGAAUCCUCUUCAUUCUCAUCAGGAACACCAUCCUCAAUAAGGAAGAUUCUGUUCCCAAUGGCCUGCGAGCGCUGCCCCUGUUCUACGCUUCCACCAUUGGGAUCAACACCUUCUCCAUCAUGUACACUGGAGCACCACUGCUCGGGCUAGAGAUGCUCCCGGUGUGGGCAAUCUUUCUCAUCACCCUUGCCGGAGCGUUGGUGUGUGCGGCUCUGGUUUGGAUCUUCGUGUGUCCAUGGAUGAGGAGGAAAAUAGCAAGUCGUCUAAAGCAGGAGCAGGCCUUGUCCAGGAUUUCUGACGAAAGCCUGGACAAGAUUCCUGAAGAGGAAGAGGAAGGCCCCGUCUUUAAAGAGCUUCCCGGGGCGAAGGGCACAGAUGAAGCUGUGCUGCCUCUCACUGGAGGCAACAGUGAAAGGAACACGCGCACCUCCAACAGCGAGCUCACCAACCUGGCCAACGGAGGGACUGUCAUGCCCAAUGGCCGAGUUUAUGGUCGCACCCACUCAAUGACCAACGGCUGCCUCAAGUCGCCAGUUUCCAAUGGCAGCUUUAGCUUUGACGGCCAUAUGCGCAGCGACGGCCAGGUAUACCACACCGUGCACAAGGACUCGGGUCUGUAUAAAGACCUCCUACACAAAAUACACCUGGGCCGCAUGGAUGACAACGAACGGCCAGGCGCCAGUGCGGUCCAGCCCGACAACAACUAUCGCCUGCUGCGUCGUAACAACAGUUACACCUGCUAUACAGCAGCCAUCUGCGGCAUGCCUGUCCAGCCGCUCAUCCGCACAGAGUCGCGGGAUGACAGUGAAAAGCUGGUCGGGGAGGGCGGCGGCGGGCGUAGCAACAGCGUGUCGUACUCCAAGAAGCGUGUACGCUACGACAGCUACUCAUCAUACUGCAAUGCAGUGGCCGAGGCGGAGAUUGAGGCAGAGGAGGGUGGUGUGGAGAUGAAGCUGGCUACCGAGCUGGAGGGGGUGGAGGAAGAAGGGGCGCCCGCUCCAGUGCCUCUGGAUGAUUUGGCUGAGGAGGAUCACGAGGAGAAGGACAAGCCUGAGGUUUUCCAGCUUUUCCACUUCCUGCAGAUUCUCACAGCCUGUUUUGGCUCCUUUGCUCAUGGAGGCAACGAUGUCAGUAAUGCCAUUGGACCCCUGGUGGCGCUGUGGAUGAUCUACGACCAGGGUGGCGUGAUGCAGGACGCCGCCACUCCCAUCUGGCUGCUAUUUUAUGGCGGCAUAGGCAUCUGCGCUGGCUUGUGGGUGUGGGGCCGCCGGGUCAUCCAGACCAUGGGAAAGGACUUGACUCCCAUCACCCCCUCAAGUGGAUUCACAAUUGAACUGGCGUCUGCACUCACUGUCGUGUUGGCUUCCAAUAUCGGAAUCCCUGUCAGUACCACACACUGCAAGGUGGGCUCCGUGGUGGCUGUUGGCUGGAUUCGCUCCAAGAAGGCGGUGGACUGGCGACUCUUCAGGAACAUCUUCCUGGCAUGGUUUGUCACUGUGCCCGUGGCAGGCCUGUUCAGUGCCGCUGUCAUGGCCCUGUUCGUCUACGGCAUCCUGCCCUUUGUGUGAGGGGAUGUGGCCGGGAGGGAGGAAGAACCGCGGAGGACCCGAGAGUCGGAGAGAGAGGAAAGGACGGUGUUGAUAGUGGGGAUGCAGGAAGACGGGAUGACAAAAGGUCAAAGGUGAAGAGAAGCAGACACAAUGGGAUGUGAGGAGGGUUGGUUCACAUGCUGGCUGGCUCAAUUCAGCACCCUUCAAUCUUGUGUACAUAUGACUAAAGUCCACACUACAAAAAAACAUGGCUGACAUGCAUUGACAUGACAACCACAGCUCAGUGAACCAGUUAUUCAGAUAUGCUAGAAAGCGACUGUACAUAUUAAUAUUAUCAUACAGGAAUUUGUCGUCUUGAUUCAAAGUGAAAAAAGAACAAAAGUUAGUGUGUGGUCAACCAACCCAUCUCACUUUCCUCUCAUGCUAGCUAGGUACAAGUGAGAGGGGAGAUGAUGGAGCCUCAAUGAGGGCUGAUGAGACUGUUGCUCUGCAUUUCUUUUUGUUUUUUGUUUUUAUCACAUGAUACCGUACAAAAACCUGAUUCACUACAGAGUUGAUUUGUUUGUAUGGAUGGCUUGUUUUUAAAUGAUGUACUAUACCAUAAUCUGUACUGUAAAUACUCCCCUUCAAGAAGGUGAAAGCGGGGUGAUCAUGUUUUGUUGUUUUAACUGUUGGGAAGGAUGUGCACCUUUUCAUCAUGACAUAUUUUGUUUUAUCACGCUAUUUUUGUGACAGAUUAGGAAAUACUGUAUCAUUUAUACAAGGCGGCCCUCCUUGAUGUAAUACCCUGGCGCUCCGCUAGGUGGCGCCAGUACGUCUAUAAGCUGGUUUGCCGGCUGCCAAUCAAAUUAAAAGAAGAGGACAGUGUUGGCGGCUUUGUCUGAAGAAAAUAGCGGCUCUUUCGAGACACUCACCAUGCCAAAGUAAGCAAAUCUCGUCGCCACGCCAAGUUUUAAAAGUAGAAUUAUGACAUUUUAGGUGCAGCAAAAAGCCAAAACACACACAGUCUCACACACCAAAAAAAAAUCAAAUCAUGCCUUUUUUGUUGGUAUUUUCCCCGUUUGGUGUGCUACGUAAUAUCAAGAUGCCUCAAACCUCCAGAUUGUGUCAUAUCAAGAACUACUUUUGUAUUAUUCAUAUUAAGUCAUGCAGAGCUAAAAGGGUUUCAAUCUUAUCUUACUUGGUGUGUAGCUCCUCCAAACCUGCUCUUUGACACUUAGAGGGUAAAAUAUCACCUUAUUAAUGUUAUAUGGUACCUGAUGGGAAGUACUGAUCAUCACCAGCGCUCUAACGAGGUCACAUGGCAUGACCUGUAGACGAACAAAAGCUUUUCUUUUUUUAAUUAAUCUGAACAAAAUCAAGUUGCUUGUGGUGUGUUUUCCUACAUUUUUAAUUUGUCAUGAACAAAUCUAUGCUUAAGUAGCCACUUGCCUUUGUAACAUUGUGUUUUCUCUUUGUGCAGAUGAUAAUUAAGUACUGUGGUGUUUACAUUGUAACCAUAUCAUGUAGAUGACCUGGAAACGAAAGUACAGUUGCCUCACAAUGCCAAUGAAAGCGAAACACACGAGUGAGUUAAAAAAAAAAAAAAGAACCAGAAGUGUCUAGAGAGAGUAAGAGGAAAAAAACGUGCAGUGUGAUGACUAUUGUUUUAUUUUUGUAGCUGUACUGCUAAUCACCAUGCCGCCACUUUACAAUGCAAAGAGUUUAUCUAGAGACAUUUCAUCAAAAGUAUAUAUUUUUCUACAAUAUUUUAACAGAGGGGGUGAGUGGACACGCUGCAGAAGACACUGCUGUAGCGGAUGCCAAGUUUGUCUAAGUAAAAACACAUUGAAGUGCGUUGUCUGCCAAUAGAUCAAGGUUUGGGAACUCCAAAUUGAAUUGAUUUUUUAAAUUGCGAACACUGUAAUUUUGUUGCCCUGCUGCUUCAAUGGGUUAACCAUUGAGGGAGCGUUAUCCGCCAAAAUGGAUAAAAUUGACAGUUACACUGUAAAAGAUUGGGUAGGUGCUUGUAUCAUUUUACUAUUUGUUAUCCUUGAGGGGGGGUGCACAGUGGGUAAGGUUUGCCGCUUGUUGUUGGAAUUAGUUUGCAUCCAUAAGAGCCAAUGCUGUAAAUGGGCCAUUGUCAGCUACCAGCAAGCGUGGGCAAUUAUAAAAUGCUCCUCCCACCCCAAACUUGGCUAACUCCCACUGCCAUCUUUUUUGUCUUUCUUCAUGCAUUUGCAGCCCUCAGAGGCCAGAAGGGACACACUGUGCCAGAUUGGGACAGAGCAAAAGACAAGAGGGUGGAAAAAAUCGCCCUCUAGUGGCAGCGUUUGAGAUACAAACGCUUUUUUAUCUAAAGAUUAAGACGAACCUUACAGCAGUGUAUUUCCAAAUAGAUCAUGAAGCACUUUUUGGAUUUUAAAUGCAUUUUCCUCAUUAGAAAUUCAGUGGAACCUCCAAAGUGUAACAUAAGUCGUUCUGUGAUGCUGGUUGACUUCUAAAUUGUAAGUGAUUGAAUCCGCUUCCGGCAGGCAUUGUUAAACCUUUAACUGUCCAUUCUUAACAGUCUUGCAAGGAUCAAUUAUUACUACUGUAUAAUAAAAGAAAAAUGAAGUAAAA
Molecule: messenger RNA, 5419 nt
Organism: Dunckerocampus dactyliophorus (ringed pipefish)
Lineage: Eukaryota; Metazoa; Chordata; Actinopteri; Syngnathiformes; Syngnathidae
Gene: slc20a2
Product: solute carrier family 20 member 2
Exons: 12
Coding region: 794-2836 (680 amino acids)
Biological process (GO): phosphate ion transmembrane transport
Cellular component (GO): membrane
Molecular function (GO): phosphate transmembrane transporter activity
Source: RefSeq, a predicted model, not a curated record